AUGUCUCCACCAGCCAGCGUUCAUGUGGAUUUCGAGUCCAAACAUCCCUCCGCCAUCAGGCGUAGGCUCUCCAGCGUCAGUUCGUCCCAAAAGCCCAAUGUCCAUGCAUUCUCUAGUCUCGCCUCCAUGUGGGCUGGUAUCGCUGGUAGUGUUGUGAACGGGGGCACAUCCUUCGAAAUUGCCAUCUCUGUCCACGAUUCCGUCUACAGCACCGACUUUGCGUCCGCUGUGGUCCCCUACACCCCCAACGACCCCGCGAAGACGGCUACAGACAUCGAGGUUCAUGUCUUACAGACUAUCAGGAGAUUUUCUACAGAGCAUCUGUGCAAGUUCCUUGGUGCUGGUGUCACCCUCACUCUCCUUAAAGAGUGCCCCAAUCUUUGCACCCGUUUGUGGAUGGAACUGGACGUAGUGCCAAUUGUGUUCAACAUCAAGCCUUUCCAUACAGACUCACUCACUCGUCCCAACGUCAAACAUCGUAUAUCUUCCACAACUGGUUCAUACGUUCCUUCUGGGACUGAUACCCCAACCGUAUAUGUGGACCCAUCUCCUCUUAUUCACCAGGACAACCUCCAGAGUGGCGUGACGACUAAGCUCCCCAUUCCGCGCACCCUUGAUGAGCAGGCCGAUUCUGCCGCCCGAAAAUGUAUCAUGUAUUAUGGUCCGAACAACAACCCACGUCUGAGCAUCGGCCCACGCAAUCAAGUCACAGUAGAUGCUGCUGGGAAAAUACAUCUCCUUGACGAUCUUGAGGAGUACAGGAAGACUGUCGGACAAGGCACUUGGAACGCGGUAAUCAAGCUUGCCGAUGAAUUGAGAGAAAAGAAAGUCAAAAUUGGCUUCUUUUCAUCCACUCCUCAGGGAGGAGGAGUUGCACUUAUGCGACAUGCUCUGAUCAGAUUUCUGACUGCUCUGGAUGUAGAUGUUGCCUGGUACGUGCCCAACCCGUCACCAAGUGUCUUCCGCACAACCAAGAACAACCACAACAUCCUUCAAGGCGUGGCGGCGCCCGACCUGCGUCUCACGCAAGAAGCCAAAGACCAAUUCGAUGCGUGGAUUCUCAAGAACGGUUUGAGGUGGACGGCUGAAGGUGGUCCCCUGGCUCCCGGUGGUGUAGAUGUUGCCUUCGUCGAUGACCCACAGAUGCCUGGUCUAAUUCCUUUGAUCAAGAAGGUUAGACCCGAGUUGCCUAUCGUAUAUCGCUCCCAUAUCGAGAUCCGGAGUGAUCUCGUGCAUGUCCAAGGUUCCCCUCAAGAGGAAGUCUGGAAGUACCUGUGGAACAACAUUCAGCUAGCCGACCUCUUCAUCAGCCACCCAGUCAGCAAAUUCGUCCCGAGCGACGUACCGAUUGAAAAGUUGGCUCUGCUGGGAGCCGCUACUGAUUGGCUUGAUGGUCUUAAUAAGCAUCUUGACACAUGGGACACCCAUUUCUACAUGGGCGAAUUCCGGAGUCUGUGUGUUAAGGAGAAGAUGAACGAACUCAGGUGGCCUUCUCGCGAUUACGUUGUCCAGAUUGCGCGAUUCGAUCCGUCGAAGGGCAUCCCGAACGUCAUCGAUUCAUAUGUUCGUUUCCGUAAACUGCUCAAAGAAAGUGGAAAGGUGGCAGAAGACGAGAUGCCGCAGCUUUUGAUCUGUGGCCACGGUGCCGUCGAUGAUCCCGAUGCCAGUAUCAUUUACGACCAAGUUAUGAAUUUGAUCAACUCCGACCAUUACAGGGACUAUUCCAAAGAUAUGGUUGUCAUGAGACUGCCCCCCAGCGAUCAGCUCCUGAAUGCUCUUAUGGCGAAUGCCAAGAUCGCCCUGCAGCUUUCGCUCCGCGAGGGCUUCGAGGUCAAGGUUUCGGAAGCAUUACACGCUGGUAUUCCUGUCGUUGCCUCUCGAACUGGUGGUAUCCCACUACAGAUCGAGCAUGGGAAGUCCGGCUAUCUCACAGAUGUGGGCGAUAACGAUGCAGUUGCGAAGUAUCUAUACGAGCUUUACACAGAUGCUGAUCUGUACAAGGCGAUGUGCAAGUACGCAGCCACCCAUGUAUCAGACGAGGUGGGCACAGUAGGGAAUGCUGCAUCCUGGAUGUACCUGGCUGUCAUGUAUAAUCGUGGCGUCAAGAUCCAACCCAAAGGCGCUUGGUUGAACGACAUGUUGAGAGAGGAGACGGGUGAAUUGUAUGUUGAGGGUGAGCCGAAAUUGCCCCGUGGUGGUUUGGAUAUGCAGGGCUGA
Serpula lacrymans var. lacrymans S7.9 is the source of this 2217-nucleotide messenger RNA. RefSeq names its product glycosyltransferase family 4 protein. Gene Ontology annotation, molecular function: glycosyltransferase activity. The record is from RefSeq and is a predicted model, not a curated record. Bases 1 to 2217 code for a protein of 738 amino acids. The transcript has 9 exons. NCBI's taxonomy places the organism in Eukaryota, Fungi, Basidiomycota, Agaricomycetes, Boletales, Serpulaceae.